This is a messenger RNA of Leucoraja erinaceus (little skate), 7959 nucleotides long. It is a transcript of the gene tdrd1, whose product is annotated as tudor domain containing 1. The transcript is spliced from 16 exons. The record is from RefSeq and is a predicted model, not a curated record. The coding region runs from base 317 to 2458 and encodes 713 amino acids. Lineage: Eukaryota; Metazoa; Chordata; Chondrichthyes; Rajiformes; Rajidae.
GGCAAAGAUACGAGGGACGUUGCCUGCCGCGUGGGCGGGCGGUUGGUGCGAAGGAGCGACGCUGCUGCUGCUGCGCGCGCGUGUGUUGGAGGCCGAGUGGCGGGAAGCGGACGCCUGAUGCUCGGGGCGCGGCAGUGACACACGGCGAUGUUUCAUUCAGCCCUUCGAGGGACAGGGUAUUUAAAACUUUUUUCGGUAGUUAGUCUACAUCUUGAGUUUUGAUCCCCUCCCUGCCUAUGAAAGUUCGUUUAGGUCGUAACAGGAGGUCGUUAAGAAAUGGGAUUUAUUUUCUGAAAUACAAGAAUUACCUUCCAACAUGCCAGAAAAGGAAAAUAGCUAUUCCAAAUUUGGUUCUGCAAAGUCUGUACAACUAAAGUCAAAAAAUAAAAUUAUAAAAAGUGGCAACAUUGAGAUGGAGAGCAUUAUGGAUAAUGCCUCUGAAGUCGUCAGAAGCGAACGUUUGCGUCCUAAUUUUACAGUUAAUAAACCUGUGUUAGAAGGUGGAUUUGCUACCUUACCAAAAAGGAGGAACCUUAUUUUAUGUGAGCUAGCGAAGGAAUACUUUGCCGAUUCAGCUCACCAGUCAAAUGUUAACAGAUUUUCUGCAAAUAGAAUCAAGGAAAUGAAUGGUGGAUUAUUUCAACAAAUUAGUGCAGAUAUUCAGCAAAAUGUUCACAGUGAAGAACACAGUGAUCAGCAUCAAGCCAUUGUCCCCAUUAUUUCUCCAUCGACAUCAAUUGAGGACCUUCAUAGCUCUAGUCCUGAAAAACUGUCUGCCCCAUCUUCACAUCCUUCUCCCACUAUGUUUUGUGGUUAUUGUGGACAUCAAGGUGCAAAUCGGUGUACACAGUGCAAGCAAACAAGUUCAUUUAAGUGCCAGGGGAUUGACUGGCCGGUCCACAAAUCUCUUUGUAACUCUGCCAAAUCAUAUAAACCUGACGAGCAUCUGAGGUUACCCAAAGAAAAGAUGCCUAUGGAACAUCAGGUAAAAGUCUCUCUGUGUGUGAAUACCAAGGAAAUGGCAAAAAAAAUUAAAUUAAAUGACUUGAAAUACAAGAAACUGCCAAAAGAAUCAAAUUUGCAGAUUGUUGUCACAGAAUUCAAAGACCCAAGUGAGUUUUAUGUGCAAAUUCUCACUCCAGAAAAUUUUGAGGCAUUAAGAACAAUUGAAUUAUCACUGAAGGAAGCCUUUGCCAAUAUGAAUAAACUGGAUGAUUAUAUGCCUGAUGAAGGUGAAAUAUGUGCGGCAAAUUUUUCACGGGACCAGAAAUGGUAUAGAGCAUUAGUUCAAGAUGUGAAUGUUGCACAAAAGAAGGCAAAUGUUUUAUACAUUGAUUAUGGAAAUGGAGAAACUGUUCCACUAAACAAGAUUCAGCUGCUGGACAUUGAGAUGGCUCUUUCACCACCUUGUGCAAUGAAGUGCUGUGUCGCAAAUGUUUCAAAACGCACUGGAUGGGGUGAGGUGUGCAUUUCCUCAAUCAAGCUUCAGCUAUUACAGAAGCCUUGCUCCAUGACCAUCGUCGAGAAACUGAGUAAUGUUUCAUGUACUGCUGUGGAACUUGUAAUGCCUUCUGGAAAAUUGUUACAGCAGUACAUCUUAGAAAAAGAGUAUGCUUUGACUCAGAAUGAUGAAACUAACACUGCAAGAACUCCUGGAAAAGAUGACAUCAUAAAGCCACAUAAUAAUGAGACGGAGCGCGAAAAUAGAAAGAGCUCAGUUUCAUUGGGCAUUGAAGAUGUUGCUGUCAUUGUAACACAUGUUGAAACACCAAGCAACUUCUUCUGUCAACAUCUAGCUAAUAGAUAUGAGUUUCAAAAACUACAUAAAGCAUUGGUGGAAUAUUGUAAUAACUUAACUCCUGUACAAAGUUUUAGACCAGCAAUUGGAGAGCCUUGCUGUGCUCAGUUCACAGAGGAUAACCAGUGGUACAGAGCUGCUGUGAUUGGUUACUUCCCUGAGGAUAUUGCCAGGGUAGGAUAUGUAGAUUUUGGAAAUUAUGAAAAGCUCCAUUGCAGUCGCCUACGGCCAGUCCAUAAAGAACUGUGGGAAUUGCCAAAUCAGGCUUUGAAAUGUGCUUUGGCCGGUGUAAAGCCUUUACAUGAUAAUUGGUCUUUGGAUUCUAUAGUAAGGAUGAAAAAUCUGGUGAUGAAUAAAUGUCUAAAAUCCAGAACUGUGUCAAAGAAAGUGAAUUGCGUAUUUGUGGAACUUUUCGAUGAAACAGCAAAUCCAAUUAUUAAUAUCAAUGAACAGUUGAUUAAAGCAGGAUUAGCUGCUAAAAAUGUGGAAAACCAAAUAAAACCCAUUUUGGAAAACAAAAUGUUGGUCAGAAGAAACUUGCAUGCAAAGAUGUGGAAGACAGACAGGAGAGUUGCCUUUGAACUCUGUUGUAGCCAUUCAGGUGAAAGAAAUAAUAAGUCCUGGCAUCUUAUUUGUUCAUGUUAUGGGCACUCAUGGUAAGCAAAACAAAACUUGAUAUGUGAGACAUCUGGCUCCACAUAAUGUAAAUUGGACCAUGCAUGCACACACCACACCCAUCCCUCAAAAAAUUCAUUCAUGCUUUCUUUUUCAAUUUCUUAAAUCUACUUUGUAGCUUUUUUCUCAUGUUAUUUAUUCAAUUCGAUCAUGUUAAAAUCACGAGAAAAAGGGUGUUUUAGCUUGAUUAAUUCUUAAAUUUAACAAUGAUAUAGUUGGAUCAAAAUUACUUGGAUUGACAGAUGAAAAAUGAAUUCGUUUUUCUGCUGACAAACCCAUUUCAGAAACAGUUGGAUUACAGUUCAUAAUAUUUUAACGCCCAACAGUGUAAGUAAUUUCCAAAUAUUUCACAUUCAAAUCUUCCUUUGAUAGUCUACUCUUCAACAAAGGUUUUAUAGCAGCAACCUGUGACAUUAGGUAAUUAUCCGCCCAGAAUCCAAAGGCUGAUUUGAUAAUAACCAUUAUCAGCCCAGAGCCAAAGGCUGAUUUGAAGUAACCAUGUAUAUCUUCAGACAAUCCAUUGGUGAACCAUUGCAGUCUAAACAAGUAAUUAUAUAUUUUUUUGAUGAAAUAGAUCUGUAUGACAUAUUGAAACAAAGGUUAGAGGGAGCUUAAAAAUAGCUACAUCAUUGAUUUUCCAAAACUCAAAUGUCAUUAAAGUGAAGAAAUGAGAGUGCGUGUAAAAGCAAAUUUUCAAUGCUAGGGAAUAAGUUGUGCAGAAAAUGUCAUCAAACCUUUAAAAAAAUUCCUUACGGAGACCGUUCCUUCAGCUCCCUGGUUAACUCAUCCCUUCCCACCAAACCACCCACUCCCCUGUUACCUUCCCCUGAAACCACAGUACCUGUCCCUAUACCUCCUCCCUUGACUCUGUCCAGGGACACGUACACACCAUUGAGAAUAAAUGGGGAUACUGUGGAUCGGAUGAGCUGUUUUAAAUAACUGGGAUACCACAUCUCUGAGGUUAUGACAUGGUCAUCACACGCCGCAGCACUCGUGAGUAAGGCAAGGCAGCGCCUUUACCACCUCAGGCAAUUGAGGACAUUCAGAGUGUCUCCAAGGAUCCUCCAGUGUUUCUACUCAGCGGCUGUGGAAAGCAUCUUGUCCGGAAAUAUUACAAUCUGGUUUGGGAAUUGCUCUGCCCAGGACAAGAAGGCUCUGCAGAGAGUAGUGCGUUCGGCUGAACGCACUAUGGGAACUUCACUCGCCCCUCUGCAGGAGGUACAACUCCAGAGCCAAUAAAUUCAUGGGAGACCCCUUCCACCCCUGCAACGGACUGUUCCAGCUGCUUCAUUUCACUGCACAUCUCAUAUGUGUAUGUGACGAAUAAACUUGAUUUGACUUGACAGUCCUUUCAGGUUAGGCUGAGGUUCACGUGCACCUCCUCCAGCCUCAUAGUGUUCCAGGUUUGGACGCUUAUAGCAGCGAGACCAAGCAUAGACUGGGAGAUUGUCUCGCUGAACACCUUAGUCCACCUUGCCCUACAUGUUCUCCCGGUUGCCAAACACUUUAAAUCUAUUUCCCAUUCCCAUACUGACCUUUAGUUCCUGGGCCUUCUCCAUCGUCAGAGUGAGGCCAAAUGCAAAUUGGAAGAACAGUACCUCAUAUUUUGCUUGGGCAGCUGACAAUGCCAGUGGUCGGAAUAUUGAUUUCUCUAACUUCAAGUAACCCUCGCACAUUGUCUAUAACUCGUUAUCACCUAGUUCACAGCCAACAAUGGACCAUUUUGAUAAUCGUUACUUUUUUGUACAUCUUUCAUACAUUUGUUCUAUAUCACUGUCUAUAUCUCUCAUUUCCCUUCCCCUAACUCUCAAUCUGAAGAAGGGUCUUGUCCCGAAAUAUCACCUAUUCCGUUUCUCCAGAGAUACUGCCUGACCUGCUGUGUUGCUACAGCUUUAUGUCUAUUUUCACAGUUGAACUUCUAAAUAAUGAUUUCCUUAAGGUAUUUAGAGUUAAUUUAACUCAAAUUUGGAAGUACUAUUAGUUUGAUUUUUAAAGGCAUACAGAUAGUUUUGCUAUAACAUGUAUUUCGGUCGAAAAUGGAACAAUUAAAUUCUGGUUUGCAGCAGCUUAACAGAGUACUCGUAGAUAAAACAAUAAACAAAAAAAAAACUAUUAAAGUGCAAAAAAGAACAAAGUACAAUCAAGGCAGUUCAUAGUUUGUGGUCAAAAGCCUGGUGGUUGUUGGGAGGAAACUGUUCUUGAGCCUGGAAGAUACAUUUUUCUGACCCCUAUACCACCUUCCCAAUGACAGGAGAUGAGAGCGUGGCCAGAGUGGUGUGGGUCCUUGAUGCUGGUUGUCUUUUUGAGGCAGUGUCUCAUAUAGAUCCCUCCAAUGAUGGGGAGGUCAGUACCAUGAUGGACAAGGCAUUACUUUUUGUAAUCUUUCAUUCCUGGGCAUUUAAAUUGCCAAACCAAGCCAUAAUGCAAUCAGUCAAAUGUGGUCUACUGUACAUCUACAAGUACAAGAGUUUUCAUUGACAUACCUAAUUUCCUCAAUCUUGUAAGGAAGUAGAAGCAUUGAUAGGCUUUCUUUAUGAUUGCAUCAAUGUGCUUGGCUCAGGACAGAUCUUCGGAGAUAUGCACACCCACCAACCAAGUUUUUGACUCCCUCUGCUGCUGACCUGUCGAUUAAAACAGGUUUGUGGAUCUUCUGGCUCCUCUCUUCUAAAGUCCUCUCUUCUACAGCACCUUGGUCCUAUUUAUGUGAAGACCAAGGUGGGUGUUCUGGUACCAUUCAAUCAGACGAUCGAUCCCCCUUGUAUACAAAAGACACAUCAUUACAAUUUGUCCAAUCAAGUCUCAAAGCUUUCCAAAGGUUCACCCUCGUGAAGGAUCUUCUGAUGUUGAUUAUCUGGUGCUGCAGGACAAUUGUUGAUGGUAGUUUGGAUGUGACUUCUUAAAAUUGGCUUUGAUGGUUUUGUCUAUGAUGGGAAAGGCUUUAGGGUAUGCCAGUAGGAAGCUACUGCAGAUGUUGGUUUAUGCCGAAGAGAGACACAAAAUGCGGAAUAGUCAAUAGCCAAUUUUAUUUGUCACAUACACCUGAGGGUGCAGUGAAAUGAACUUGCCAGCAGCGGUACAUUUAAAAAAGAACACACAAUAAAAUUUAACACGAACAUCCACCACAGCUUCAGUCCUCCUUGUUCACCCAUGGUCGGGGCCAUAAACCUCCUCAGUCGCCGCUACGGAUGCCUGAAUGUACAGGCCCUCUCGUCGAGGCGGUCAAACACACUCCACGGCUUGGAGGUCCCGAUUCGGCGCUUUCUUACCGUGGCUACAAGAUGUUGUAGGCCGGCGGUCGGGGCUCUUCUCUGGCUAUUCCCGGCGAGGGAUCCCGCUCUGAUUGGUAAGUCCAUGACGUGCCCGCGGCUAGAAGCUCCGCAGACCGCGGCUUCAGGAUGUUAUAGGCCGCGGGCCGGUGGUCGGAGCUCAUACCCGGGGAUCCCAGGUUCCGGACGCAGCGCCCGUGGCUAGAAGCUCCGCAGACCGCGUCUUCAGGAUGUAACAGUUGCCUCCGUGGAGAAGAUGACCGAAAGUCGUUUAACCCCCCCCCCCCACAAGACAUCGAGAGACACUAAAACAAACAUUUGGACACACUAAAAAAAACGAAAGUAGAAAUAACAAACACGCUGCUGACAGGGCAGGCGUCUCGCAGUGCCCCCACUGACCAAAACUCAGCAGGACUGGCAGCAUCUCUGGAUAAAAGGAAUGGAUAACAUUUCGGGUCGAGACCCAUCUUCAGAUUUCAGAAAGCUCUCGACCCAAAACAUCGCCCAUUCAUUCUAUCCAAAGAAACUGCAUGUCCCGCUGAGUUACUUCAGCAUUUUGUGUCCAUCUCCAACUGGUGUUUAUUGACCAUGGCGUGCAGCUCCUCCAGUGCUAGAUGAACAUCUGCUUGAGGUGUGAUGUAUGCCACGGUCUUGAUGAUAGAGGUGACUUCCCUCGGGAGGUAGAAGUGAUGAUCAUUCACUGCGAUGAGUUCCUAGUGUGAAGAGCAGGAAUUAGACAGGACUGUUAAAUUUGAGCUCCAUGAAGAGUUGGGGAUUCAUUGAUUUUUAUUAAGAACUGGAGAAUCACUGAAAAGUUACUUUGGACAUUGAAAAGCAGAAAAAGGUGUGUUAGAUUUAAACAAUGUGGGGGGGGGGGGGAAUUAUUUCUGCGUAAGCACGUUAUAAUUAGAAUCCACUCUCGCUUGAUCGCAGUUGCGACUAACUGCAAGUGGCUAUUUAAAUUGACAAGUUUUUGCUUUUAUUUACUUGUGCAAUGAUACUUUAUUUAAGAAUGUAACCCAGCCUUUUGUGUUUUAGCUUUUACAUUAACAAAAACUUAUUGCUAUUGAAAAAGCCUUUUUUUUUUUUUAAUCCUGAAUGAAAAAUAACUUCUAUUGCAAGCCUGGAACUCUCUAGACCCUUAUCAUGUUUUCCUCAUUGACAUAAUUUGUUUUCCUUGACAAAUAGACCUGAUUGGCUAUGUGAGGUUUCUUAAGAACACAGCUCCUAUGUUAUGGCAGAACUGUAUGCACAUUAAAAUGAAACAAAACAUGCUGAUAAUGUUUGAAGAAAGCAAGUGCCAUUGAUUAUACAUAAUAUUUCAUAGCUUUAGAUUUUCUGUAUUGCUAUACACAUUAAACGCAUUUCCUGAAACUUGCAAAAUGAUUUAUCAUGCACCGGUAAUUCUAGCACACCUUAAAGGUCAUGCUGCAAUAGCUUGGAUGUUAUGGGGCAAGUACUUGAUUAUUGUUCACUGUCAUCAUAAUAGUCAUCUUGCAUUGCACAUUUUCCCACCGCAAUGUAUUGGCUGUAUUUCUGAAAGUUGUAUUGGGAUCUUGAUCACAGGUCCACUGGGUUAUCAGGUAGUGCAUGGCUUUGUUUUCGUGGCAGAAAUAGUUUUCCCAUAUAUUGGGAAUUAUGGGUGCAUAGUGAUGGAAUUGGCUCUGUAUGUGUGAUUAUUACAGCAUAGACUUUGAUAUUAAAAUUUGGGAUUGUAUCAGUUGUGUUCUUCAGGGGUGUUAGAUAGAAUAGGGCUGAUAUGUAAAUGUUGGGGGGGUGGAAGAGUUCAAUAUGGGGGUAGAGGGCAGAGACCAGGUGAAAAUGUUAGCGGGCAACUGCAGGCCUGGAGACACACAGAUCAAGUUUGUUGGACAGACUUUACCAGGGCCCUGGUAAUUUUUGAAUUAUGUUGCUUGACAUCUUCAGUGUAUUGCAUUUGAUGCUCAAGAUACUGGAGAAAGCAAAUUGUUUGCUGAGCACCUCUGUUACGCGUACAUUCCAUUUGCCAGCUAAUUUAAUUCUCCAUUCCACUUCCACUCUGACCUUUUUGUCCAUGGCCUCAUACACUUCCAAUGUGCCGAUUUUCUUCAGCAGAAAACCAUUUUGUUUCUUCACCUUCCCUUUCCCAGGUCUUUUAACUGAAAUGUUAACCCUUCCCCUUUUCCACGAACGUUGCAUGCUUUGUUGAAGACUAGUUCUUUCUGUUGGGAAUACUUAAUU